AUGUUGAGAGAGAGAUCUCGUUCUCCUCCUCGGAGAGGAUCAUUUUCUAAGGAAUCUCGUGAUUACUCAAAGAGAGAUUCUUACUCAAGAAGAGAUUAUGGUUACUCUCGUGGUGGAGGAAGAGACCGUGGUUUCGAUAGACGUGAAAGAGGUGGACUGCGUGGAGGCAGAGGUGGUCGCGGAAGAGGUGACUUUAGAAGAGGAGGUGGCUACUCCAGAGAUAGAGAUGAUAGAAGAGAUGGAAGAGGAGAUCGCAGAGAUGGUGGAUUCCAAGCUUCUGCUGAUGAGUCCCGUAAUAAGAAUGAUCGUAAUUACGACAACUCCAUUUUUAUCGGUAACAUCCCCUUUGAAUGUACUUACAAAGAUGUUGAAGAUAUUUUUAGGGGUGAUUUUGAUUUGAUUAGAGCCGAUAUUGUUACUUCAAGAGGUCAUUCUCGUGGUAUGGCUACCGUUGAAUUUUCUAAUGCUAGUGAUGUUCGUAAGGCUAUCGAUAGAUUUGACCACUAUGAAUACAAAGGAAGAGAAAUCUUUGUUAGACAAGAUUAUCCCCCUCCAAGUGAAAAGAGAAGAGAAGCUAGAGAAAGAAGUGAAAGAAGUGGCAGAUCUGAAAGAGGUGGUAGAUCUGAUAGAGGUGACAGAGACAGAGAAAGAGACAGUAGAGGAGACAGAUUUGGAUCUGAUCGUUAUGGAUCAAAGGAAAAGUUUACUGGAGCUACAAAAGAUGGGUUUGAAGUUUUCGUUGGAAACUUACCAUUCUCUAUUAACUGGCAAGCAUUAAAAGAUUUAAUGCGUAAGGCUGGUGAUGUUUCCAGAGCCGAUGUUCGUUUAGAUAGUUGGGGUAAAUCUAGAGGUUUUGGUACGGUUGUUUUCCGUACUCAAGAGGAAGCAGACAAGGCCAUUGAUUUAUUCAACGGAUAUGAAUUAGAAGGCAGAAGAUUGGAUGCUAGACUUGGUCGUGGUAGUGGUAGCCGUGGCAACGAAGGUGGUCAUGAAGAAGGUAGAUUUGAAGAACCAAUUACUGAAAACCGUAAUACUGAAUUCACUGAAGGUGCCACUGGAGAUGGAGAAAAGAGUAACACUAUUUUUGCCGGUAACUUACCAUUUGUUACCAGUGUUGAAGACUUAUAUGAAUUGUUUGAAAGCAUUGGUCGUGUUUCUCGUGCUGAAAUUCAAUACAAUUCCAAGGGUAAACCAUCAGGUAAUGCAGUUGUUGAAUAUGAAUUGGAGGACAAUGCUCAAUUAGCCAUUGAGAAUUUGCACAACUAUAAUUAUGGUAAUAGAGAGUUACAAGUUUCUUAUGUUAAGAGACUUGGUGAUGAAGAUAUUCCAAUUACUGCUGCUGUUGCUGCCGACGAAGAUGUUCCUAUUGAUGAACAACCUGUCAACGAGCAACCUGUUAAUGAUGAGAUCAUUGUUGAAGAAGGUAAAGCUCAACCUGAGUCUAUUGCUGAAGAUGCUAUGGAAGAUACACCAGCUGCUGAAUAA
Lizanozyma spartinae is the source of this 1485-nucleotide messenger RNA. It is a transcript of the gene GBP2, whose product is annotated as single-stranded telomeric DNA-binding/mRNA-binding protein. Gene Ontology annotation, cellular component: cytoplasm; nucleus. Gene Ontology annotation, molecular function: mRNA binding. The coding region runs from base 1 to 1485 and encodes 494 amino acids. The transcript is spliced from 2 exons. The record is from RefSeq and is a predicted model, not a curated record. NCBI's taxonomy places the organism in Eukaryota, Fungi, Ascomycota, Pichiomycetes, Serinales, Debaryomycetaceae.